AUGGGCGGUGAAAAGGGUAUAUUAACUGUAUAUGAGUACAUUUCUAAUGGAACUGUUGCUGAUCAUCUUCAUGGUGGAAGAGCCAAACCAAGAAACUUCCCUUGGCAUAUUAGAAUGAACAUUGCUGUGGAGGCAAGUGCAUUGAAAUGUCUUCAUGUUUCUAAUAUCAUCCAUAGAGAUGUGAAAACCCACAACAUACUUCUUGAUGAUCAAUUUUGUGUCAAAGUAGCUGAUUUUGGACUCUCACGCCUUUUUCCAAACCUUGUCACCCACAUCUCAACAGCUCCACAAGGAACUCCAGGUUAUGUGGAUCCAGAAUACCAUGAGUGCUACCAGCUUACUAUCAAAAGUGAUGUUUAUAGGUUUGGAACGGUACCAAUUGAGCUGAUAUCAUCGUUGCCCCAAGUUGAUAUGACAAGACAUGGGCAUGAAAUUAAUUUGGCAAUCAACAAGGUGAAAUAUAUUUGCAAGUUUAAAAGUAGAUGA
Molecule: messenger RNA, 486 nt
Organism: Abrus precatorius (Indian licorice)
Lineage: Eukaryota; Viridiplantae; Streptophyta; Magnoliopsida; Fabales; Fabaceae
Product: LEAF RUST 10 DISEASE-RESISTANCE LOCUS RECEPTOR-LIKE PROTEIN KINASE-like 1.2
Biological process (GO): protein phosphorylation
Molecular function (GO): protein kinase activity; ATP binding
Source: RefSeq, a predicted model, not a curated record